Messenger RNA from Xenia sp. Carnegie-2017, 2712 nucleotides. RefSeq lists its product as uncharacterized. The transcript is spliced from 9 exons. Bases 298 to 2085 code for a protein of 595 amino acids. The record is from RefSeq and is a predicted model, not a curated record. NCBI's taxonomy places the organism in Eukaryota, Metazoa, Cnidaria, Anthozoa, Malacalcyonacea, Xeniidae.
ACCUGCUAAGGAAGAAGAGAGCCCUCCAAGCAAUUUUGAAAAUGCAAAUGAGAAGUUUGAUAUCAACGAGUUUUUUGACAUGGCUGAGAGUGCUUUGCCUGUAACUGCUGUGUACGACAGUCAAGGAACUGGUGGUAGCAGAUUCUCUCAAUGGUUUGCUAAUGGUCGAGUCGUAGCAACAGCUUGAAAACAAGCAGUAGGAAUAACAGUAGACGAUCAUCCUUAACAGACGAACUUGCCGAGAUUGCUGGUUUAACUCUUCAUUCUCCAAGUGUGCGGUCAGACUCGCCAGAUUUCAUGUUUGCUCCCAUUGCUCCAGCUAAUGAAGCAAUGAACAAACAGGAUGAUGUGAUGACCGUUAUCCAAGACUCUGAUGUAGAUGUUCAGCCAUUGUUAGACUCUGUCAUACCUCAUCAGACUGUCAAAGGAGCUGUAACUUUGAAAGAUAUUGAGGGGAAAGAAGAUGCGCCUAUAGAUGGCGCGGAUAAAAAGGUACCAGAUCUUGCGGACCAACAAGGAUCUCAGGUGUUUCAUAAACUUGUGGAAACAAUGAAGGCAUCGGGAAAUCUACCGGAAAAACCAACGCCAACUAUUCCUGAUUUACCUCCACAUCUACUGCCCAGACCCCCAUCAUCCAAAGACAAAAGUAGAUCCGUCCAGAAAAGUCGUACACCUUCACCACGACAGCUACUGCAAGAGGUUAUAAGACGAACUCAGUCCCCUACGGCUUUCGUGAAUCAUACACUGAAUGAAGAAAAUCGUGAAGUUUCUUACGGUAGAAUGCGCGCAGCAUCACCGCUUGCCGAAAUGCUAUCCCCAGGUGCAAAUGCCUCGCCUCUUUCGCCACGGGAUUUGUAUGGAUCAUCCCCCGUAUUUAGCAUAAAUGGCAAUGACGAUGGUCUCUUGGUUAUUACUGGAGCAACAAAGGACACUGAAAAAAAGUCCAAGAACCGAAAUAUUCCGUCAAGAUAUGGAAAAGAAGUCGAGAACAGUUCAGUUAACCUACUGGCGAGCACAUCAGACAACAAACCAAGUAAUUCAGCGGUUAUUUCUCAAGCAUUCGUUCCCACGUCAGUUUUACGUAAACUGCACUGUGAUAAACACGACCUGAAGUUAUCUGAAAGCCGCAUAACAAACAAGCCGAGUACAGACCAAAGAAACAUAUCAAGUGACGAUUUGUCUGCCGUUGAAGAACGUGAAGGGCUCUACAACUCAGUAAACAAGAGUGCUUUCACCUCUCCAAAAACAAAUACAGAUAUACAACCUGAGCUGUUCACUCCACAUCGACUUCCAUUGCCGACUUCGCCCAGUGUAACUCCACUUAGUCUGCCUUUACCACAAACACCAUUGGUAGGCCGAACAUCUGAAACGUUUACAAAAAAUCCUUCAAAACCUUUUAAUACCCCUCAUAGUCUACCCCUUCCUCGGUCACCUUUAGUAUCGAACGCAAAUACUACCCCACCGAGUGACUUUGGGAUACGACCGCUGCUGAAGUCUCCUUCGUCUGAAGACAGUGUGCGUGUUCGAGGCCGCAGCCAGAGAAAGCCAUCUGACCAACGUCAAAAUCACAACUUAAAGAGAUUCCAACACAAUCAAUUGCCCUACGGUGCUAUGAAUAUUAUGCCUCGCCCCGGGGCCCUGCCCGCCCCCUUCAAUCUAAACGCUGUGCGAGCAAUGAAUGUUCACCCCACCGCUUUGGCAUUGGCAUUACGCAAUCAACAAUAUCAGAUGGCUCGAGCCGCUGCUGUAGCUGCGGCAAACGCUGUGGUUAACCGUCCUGUAAUAUCGCCGGCUCAAGCUGCUGCUGCCUUGAUGUUUAAUCAGCAGAGAAUCGCAGGCGCAUUUCGUGGUGUAAUGCCUCAACUCAAUCCUCGUAUGAUCCAUAAUAAUGUCCCUCGGCGUCCUAACUUACCCCCUGCAUUGCAACGUCAACACCAUGUUGUUCACCAUUCUGGAGAUCACAUGAAAGACAAGAGUAGUCUAUCGAAAUGGUUUAGUGACGCUGUUCUUAGUCAGACUCCCUCCCAAGCCCCCAGUCGUGGAGCAAAAGUUUUGUCCGUUGAGGAAUUGGAACGGCAUUCAUGAGUUGGAAAUUCCAAAAUGCACCGAUGCUUUAAGUGUUAUAAUUAUUCUUUGUACUUCUGUUGUUGUUUGUUUGUAUUCGUUUUACUCAGCUUUAUACUGUGUUAAAUUUUCAUUAAUCUUUCAUUAAUCGUAAGCAUGUGAUCAUUUUGCUUUUCUCGCCUUAUUUAUCUUUACAUUGUUCAUUACUGUACCGUUCUGUUGUCUUGUGGCGUUUGUUGUAAAUUUCAGCAUGUACUUUGUCUUGGAGCUUGUGACAGCAUCCAAAUGUUAAUUGCUCUAUCAUUUGUCAUAAGUUUUGUACAUUGUUUUGUCUUUGUUUUUUGUCUACAAAAAAUGGUUAUUUCUGACCAUCGGUAUUGUCGAAACUAUUGCAGAAAAUUGUCGUAUGAAGAAAAUGUGCAUAAAAAUUUGUUGUAUUUCUGUUGUAACAAUGUUAUCUCCAUCGAUUAUAUGUUGUCAUGGUUCGUCUCUUUAUGUUGUAUAUUAAUCAAAGUUGAAAUAUGUCAUAACCGUGCGAAAUUGUAAGAAUAAGUAUUCCUGUAUGUGUUUAUCCUGCAUGGUGCAUUGUUGUGAGAGGAUGCAAUGUUGUCGUUUUUUUCUUGAGAUUAAAGUUGACAAAAAAUACAA